Molecule: messenger RNA, 3231 nt
Organism: Lachancea dasiensis
Lineage: Eukaryota; Fungi; Ascomycota; Saccharomycetes; Saccharomycetales; Saccharomycetaceae
Source: the annotation of a GenBank genome assembly
AUGAACAGUGAUGAAACCGCAAGAGGAUCACAGCAGGUACUGAAUGAAAUCAGAGAAGCCCACUUGAUUGAGAUGCAGGUCAAUCAAACCUCAACGGACAAUGGGAGCAGAUCAAGUCCUUCAGACAAAGUAUCAGCCACUUGUAGUGGGGAUAAUAGAACCCAGGAAAACGAAAACUUGCAGUGGAUUGGUAGGGAGGAUGAUGACUUAACAGAGCUGGACACUAUAAGGAAUGAUUCGCAUGGAGAUGCGAGAAUUGACCCUGCUGCCUUUACUCCCAAUUUAAACAGGGUUAAGGCGUUCUUCCUAAACAAGAGCGGCAGUAGUCCGUCCAACAUAGCGGCUAGGCUUAGAUAUCGAAGCUCUCCCGCAGACACACCUAUUUCGCAACGAACAAAAUUGGGAUUGGGCCCUCGGAAAACCCCACCGGAGACCAUAUACCACCGGAUGCGCGAAAACGUCGCAACUGAACUAGAGAGGGACGGAACCGGGUUUCUGGAACAGAACGCUGUUUUUGGGGAUGAGGAACAUACAGUACACACAGAAAGAGAGAGACGCGGCACGCCCGGUGGGGGCAAUUCUCAUGCACUUCAAAAUAACAGGGAAGGGUAUACACCUACAAUAAAGUCCAAUGCUCUUAGUGCUUUUCAUGCACAUGAUGAGCCUUCCAAAGUAGAGCUCACGCCCUUGGCAGAGCGUCGUAAUUCUCAAUCAGAUGUCUUUGACACUACUCUACAUCCAUCCCAAAAGGUUGUUAAUCAAAAUGAUAUAUAUGAUGGUGGUGCCAGUACGCAACCGAUAGAUGCUACAGAUGAGAAGUCAGUGAUGGUUGGAAGGUUCGAAGGAUCUGCUACUCAGGUAGACUGUACAUCCUUAGCACCUUCAACUGCCUUGGAAGCAAAUGAGCAUCUCUUUGAUUCUAAAUCACCACUGGUAGCCAGAUUUACGUCUGGAGAGGUGGAGGCUGCUAAAUUGAAUGAAACAAGCAAUAGCUCGUGCAUGCAACUUGUCUUAUCUCCAUACAAUGGUGAAAAUCUACCCAGUAAAGGAUGUGGACCUGAUGACGAGCCUAGCAUACGCGAGGUGACGAGUACGCCAUCGAAAGUACAGGCAAAUAGGCAUGAACUACUAACAGAGAGUGCCACAGAAGACUCCUCCCGUAGGGGGUCUAUUUUAGAUGACAGUGAAAAAGGGAUUAGACUUAGGUUUUCAAACAUUUGUCAAGAAGAUGAGAAUCGAUAUGAAAGAGAUACAGAAGUCGAGAACCUCAUUUAUAGUGAUGUGGAUAAAACUCAGGAUUUACCCGAAAUAGAUGAGGGUAUUCAGGUUGAAGGAAGCAAACUAGACAUACCAAAAACGUUAGAGGACGAGCUCGAAAGUGUAGAAACUCAUUCUCCAGACAGAGAGCUCAACGGAUUGCAAGGGUCGACAGAAACUUCUCAGGACGUAGUGAAGAACAGGAGAUUAUUGCAAAGGAAGAGGAGAGGCUCCGUGAAGUUAAGAUGCUCUCCUGAAGAUCUCGAAAUAAAUAUAAUUACCACUGAAAGCUCGCCUCCAAAAAAAGUGAAAGCCAAGGGCGAUACGCAGGCCCAUAUUGAGGAUGGUAGCAAGUUCACGGUAACGACCAGUAAAAACUCAGGGAAGGAAGGUUCCCUACUAGACAAACAACCAACGCAACAAGCAUUAGAAAGCGGAGCUUGUCUAUACCAACCGAUAGGAGCUACAACCACGACUAUGGAUUACCUCACUAAAAGGGACCUUCAAUUUCGUGAUGCUGUCUGGUGUCGUUACAGUUUCAAUUACAUAUAUUAUGCUGGUAAAAUUACGACGACCAACUACGGCUCCAGUGAGCUCGAGGUGCUGUUCGAGUCUGGUAGAACGAUGGUGAAACGGGAAGAUAUGCACUAUCUAGAUUUGGUGGUUGGAGAAACUGUUUUAUGGGACAGCAAACCUUAUACAGUAGUGGCGCUUAAAUGCUCUUCGAAUAAGCCAGAUAUGAUAAGGUGUGUACGCGGUUACGAUACGGUAGAUCUCAAGAGAAGGACUAAAAAUGGCAAACUAGGUAUGAGAACGCUUACAAAACCAAUAUCUUCGAUUACACUUACGGAGGCACUUUGGGCUAAACGUCCUAAAAUAAUACUUUCUGGACAAUCUCAAGAUCGUGCGCAUGCAUUCGAAGACCUCACACGUCCGAUUCGGGGACGACGGUCUAACACUAUGAUCACUCCUGUUAGCCCACAUAAAAACAUGGCCGAAUCCAAUGACUCUGGUAUGCUUUCGCUGGACAGUAAACCGGUUUAUAUCAACACCGAAAUGGAAAGCAAUAAGUUCAUGCAUAUGGACAGAUCUAACGAUCCAUCUAUACAUGGAAUAUUUGAGCAUUGCAUCUUUCUUCUAAGUGGCCUCGGUGAUCGACAUAGAGAAAGACUCUCUUCAAUAAUCGAGCAACAAGGAGGGAUUGUAUCGAAAGCCAGUUUUUCAGGACUUCUCAAUUUCGAGUCGCCUUUGGUUGUAGGCUCAAAUGACGUAGAUUUGGCUUCUUUCAACUUUGCUGGUUUGAUAACUGAAAAGCAUUCCAGGAGCCUAAAGUACCUAGAAACAAUUGCAAUAGGACUACCAACACUGCACUAUAAUUUUAUUGAUCACUGUAUUUCCGAACAAAAGUUUGACAUUGCGGGCAUGUUCAAGUUUCUACUGCCCGCUGGAGAGAGUUUUCGAUUGCAAGCAAAAUCUGACUUGAAAACUGGUGUAGUGAAGUCCUCCAAUAUUUUUCAUUGCUAUUCAAAGCUGCUUGAAACAUCGUCCGUGCAAGAACAAAUUACCACAAGGCCAUUAACGAUGAGUGAUUACCAUGUCAUUAUUUGCGGGUCUUCCGAUUUAGACAAUUUUGUCUCGUUCGCGUUUUAUGUCUUAGGCGCUACUUCAGUUAUAACUCGGAGCAUCGACGGUCUUUUCAAGCAGCCCUUUGAAGCAGCGGAAUGUGCUGACAGAAUAGCGGGCGCUAUCGAAGAAAUGAAGUUGUCACUUCCUCUAGAAUCUAGACUCCUAAUUUAUCUGAACUCUAACAACGACAAAGGGCCUUAUUUCAAUGACAUCGAAGAUUGUCUAGGUCUUAGAUUAAGUGCUCAACAUAUAUAUGUGGAAGGAAAAGAAUGGCUAAUCCAAACUAUCAUCAACGAGGAUACAGGUCACGGACAAAGAGCGAAUACCAAAAAUUUCCAAUUUGGCUAG